AUGGGUGUUGACGGACAGGACAAUUCCGACUUCAUGGCCCUCCUGGACCAAUCCAUGUUCGCCUCCAUGGCCGACGUCGACGUGCCCAUGACCAUCGACCCUACCGACGACGCGAGCCUCACGCCGGACGUAUUCGGCGGCCCCGACCCUGCCCCUACCACCGAGGAGUCGAUUGCCCGAGCCGAGAAUCAGUUCAACACCGCUGCCAACAAUGUCCCUGGCGCCGGGCCCGUUCCUCCCGGCUCGUUCGGUGCGCCAAGUCCCAUGACUGGCAACACUCUGACCGAGUUCACCAAACGAAGGAACUGGCCUGCAAAGGUGGUCGAGGAGAUCAAGGACUUCCUGCAGAUCCUCAACGCCGAAGGCCGCAUCAAGUAUGCAUCUCCAAGCAUCGCCAGCGUCACAGGCUACUCCACCGAGGAGAUCCAGGACGCCUUUCUCAAGGACCUCAUCCACCCGGAUGAUCAGGGCGUGUUCGUGUCCGAGCUCAACGAGUCCAUCGCCUCGGGCAAUCCGCUGCGCAUGUUUUAUCGCUUCAAGAAGAAGGACGGCGAGUACGCCAUUUUCGAGACUGUCGGCCAUGCGCACAUUGCCAGCGCCAAGUUCGCUCCCAACCCCAACAACCAGUCUCCUUUUUGCCAGGCCGUCUUCAUGAUGGCACGCCCGUACCCGACCAAGAAUGCUGGCCUCCUUGACUCCUUCCUGGAACACAAAAUUGAGAACGAGCGGCUGAAGCGACGCAUUGCCGAGCUUCGUCAGGAGGAGGAAGCUGAAACAAGCGAGGCACAGAAGCAGUGGGUGCAGAACCAAGAGGGAAGGUCCGAUGUGACUCCAUCGGAGAACACUGAAGGCUCCGCGGGCAAUUUCCACCGCACCGAAGGCAAGGAUCAGCUGUCAGAGGCAGACCGCAACGCCCUGAAUAUCGCUCUCACUCGAGAAAACCUGGAAGGUGCAGCAGCCGGUAGCCGCCCGGACUCUUUGCGUGAUAAGAUGGCGCGCUAUGAGGGAACUUCGCAUGCCGACACGAUCGAGAUGCUUACGGGGCUUCGGUACAUUGAAGGGGAGCGGAGCCGCGGCAUCACUACUGGGAAUGCGAGCCCGACGCUCAUCAAGGGAGACGCGGGCAUCGCAAUGCCGAUGGAACGAGAUCCACGGACAGGAGAAAAGAAGAAGAAGCUCAAAACGUCGGAGGAGUACGUGUGUACGGAUUGUGGAACCCUCGACUCGCCGGAAUGGAGAAAGGGGCCUAGUGGACCCAAAACCCUGUGCAACGCUUGCGGUUUACGAUGGGCGAAGAAGGAGAAGAAGAGAAACAACCUGAACAACCAGAGCUCGCAACCGACGCCGGCCCCUGACCACGCCAUGACUUGA
Ilyonectria robusta is the source of this 1371-nucleotide messenger RNA. RefSeq names its product cutinase gene palindrome-binding protein. Gene Ontology annotation, molecular function: protein binding; sequence-specific DNA binding; zinc ion binding. Bases 1 to 1371 code for a protein of 456 amino acids. The transcript has 2 exons. Gene Ontology annotation, biological process: regulation of DNA-templated transcription. The record is from RefSeq and is a predicted model, not a curated record. NCBI's taxonomy places the organism in Eukaryota, Fungi, Ascomycota, Sordariomycetes, Hypocreales, Nectriaceae.